Hevea brasiliensis (rubber tree) is the source of this 765-nucleotide messenger RNA. RefSeq lists its product as uncharacterized. The coding region runs from base 1 to 765 and encodes 254 amino acids. The transcript is spliced from 2 exons. Lineage: Eukaryota; Viridiplantae; Streptophyta; Magnoliopsida; Malpighiales; Euphorbiaceae. The record is from RefSeq and is a predicted model, not a curated record.
AUGGCUUCAAGUAAUGCUAGAGCUCUUUCACCUCCAAUCUUUAAUGGUGAAAAUUAUCAAAUAUGGGCUAUGAGAAUGAAGGCUUUGUUAAAGGGGUUGGAUUUAUGGGAGGUAGUAGAAACGGGAGCUGAUCCUUCACCUUUAAGAGCAAACUCAACAGUUACUCAACUCAAGCAUUAUGCUGAAGAAUCAGCUAAGAAGUUUAAAGUUCUCUCCUACAUACACUCAGCUGUGUCUGAGUCAAUAUUCACACGCAUUAUGGCAUGUGAAACUGGAAAAGAAGCCUGGGAUAGGCUUAGAGAAGAGUUUCAAGGGAGUGAGAAUACAAGACAGAUGCAGGUCUUGAAUUUGAGAAGAACAUUCGAAGCCUUGAAGAUGAAGGAGACAGAAAAUGUCAAAGAAUAUUCUGAUAAAGUUAUAAAAGUUGUCAAUCAAAUCAGAGUUCUUGGAGAGGAUUUGCCAGAUAAAAGGGUGGUAGAAAAAAUUCUUGUGAGUCUUCCUGAAAGGUUUGAAGCAAAAAUCUCCUCUCUUAAAGAUUCAAAGGAUGUUUAUCAAAUAUCACUUGCAGAGUUAGUUAAUGCUCUGCAAGCUACUGAACAGAGAAGAUCUUUGACAUUAAAAUAUCAAACUGAGAAUGCAUUUGUCAUGAAAAAUAAAGGUAGAGAUCAGUUCAACUCAGAAGGCAAAAGGACAACUGAUAAAAGAAACAAAAGGGAAGAAAUCAGAAGUUUUGAAUAUCUUUCAGAAAUUCAAGACUAUGGUUGA